GCACUGCACACACAUACAUUCAUAUGGCGAAUCAUCCGUCCGCUUCAUUUACAGGCACGGCCCCUGACACAUCCCCGCCCUCACCACCCAUUUCCCUCUCCACAUCGUCAGACUCGACGGCCAUAACACCGCCAUUCUUGUGAUUAUCAGGUGCUGCUUCCUCGUGUGGCUGGCCGUUUGCUUCCUGCGUUAGCCCGCUACUUGAUGUCAGGGAUGCCUCAAGAAACUCUGCAGGCAGUGUUUGCGGCGAGUCACUUGGUGGUGUCUCGCCUGUCGUUCGCCCACCUCUCCUCGCAGCGACGAUAAGGUCCUUUGGCAGUCUGCGUGGGGCGAACCGUGGGCAGCACUGGUCGAUGCACCGCAUCAGCUGCCUGCUCACAAACGUGUGGCCCCUCUCGUUCAGAUGGCAGCCGUCUGCAUACAGCCCCUGCACACACGUGUACAGGUGAGAGAUGACGAGACACCGUAUACACUUCUUUGUCUAUGCACACACGUACGUUCCAGUCUCGUGGGAAGGGCAAGAGGAGGUCGAGGGUUGCCGAGAUCCCCUGCAGGAAGCCCACCCUGCCCGAAUCCCACACACAACGCCCUUUGCCAGCAUCCCGCUCUGCGGGGUCCGUCCCAGGCUCACCUGAGUGCUGCCUUUGUGUACAGAGACGUCUGCUCAUACCUGCGGAGGGAAUGUGAAGGAAGGACAGCAGCCCAUCCAACAUGCAUGUAUCAAUCUCUCUCUCUCUCUCUCUCUCUCUGUGUGUGUGUGUGUGUGUGUGUGCGCCUUACCGACCCAACAAAUCUAAAACCACCGCCCUGCACGCAGGUGCCCUCUCUGCAGGCCUUCUUCCACCCACUCCUGUCGAUGGGCGAUGGGGCGAUAAGGAUGAUGGAGCAACCAGGGAACUCCCCCUUCAACCGCCGUAUGAUAGCCGUCAGGUUGCCCUCAUACGUCGGGACGUCCAGCACACAGCGGCCGUCCUCUGCACACACAGAGACACAUAGAGGAGAGAGAAGGAACAGAGGAGACAGGAGGUGAUGCAUCUGAGUUGAUGAUUGUGUCUAUCGUUCUGACCAGCAGCCAGCAGCUCCGCCGCCUGGAACCACAUGAUAAACAGCUGCACGCAUGCAUGGAGGGACAUCAAGCUUAAGGAUGUGAACAAGUGCAGUGCUUCUAUAGCCCAAUCGUGCAGUUUGCUGUUAACUGCCAAUUCCCUACCAUCAUGGAUCUGUCCAUGAGCUGGGGUAUAGACUCAAUGAAUCUGUCCAUGUGCUCGAGCAGCAGUGUCGUGCCGACGCCAAAGGGGUAGCCCCUGAAUGUAAUCCAUGAGCACCGUUGACAACAUAACAAUCACUUAUGUAUGGGUAAAAAUGAGACCCCCGUGCCUUCCCUCAUUCAAGUGUGCUUCUCACCUGUGCAGGACGUCUGCUUUCCCCUUGAAGGCGGCUGCCAGGUGGCCAGUGAAUCCAUCCGGGUAGCUCUCGUGCACCACGGAGUCCUGAAAUGCACAGACAAGGAUGCUUAUUGCAGCCAAAUUGCAGCCGUGCUGUUAUAUAUAUGCUCUAUAUGCUCUAUAUUGCAGCCGUGCUCUUUCUGUCCUGAAUGAAGAGUCCGACUCACCCCAACGAGAACAACCAU
Vitrella brassicaformis is the source of this 1630-nucleotide messenger RNA. Lineage: Eukaryota; Vitrellaceae. The record is from the annotation of a GenBank genome assembly.